AUGCAAGUUGUUAUUCUUUCGGAAUUUCUUGUCCUAUAUCUCGCUAGCAAGUGCAUGCAAAUGGCUAUGCUCGUGCUGAUUCCUCGCAUGAAAUCUCAUUCUCCUCGUCGCCAAAAACAACUCUACACUGCUAUACCUGUCCUGGUCCUCAAGACAAUAGUCAUGCUACUACUCGUACCUACAAUUGACUGGUCGUGGUUUCUGAAGAUUUUUUCCACGGAUGCUGCGCCCCUACGAACGACAUUCAUUUCCGAAACUACACAGUCCAAUGCUGAAUAUCAGUUUCAAGUAUGGUUUUUGAUGGCAAUAUGCUACGUCUUUGAGGCUCUCUAUCGUCCCUGUGGCUUGGAGUUGUCUCUUCACCAUAUUGGCCUGCAAUCUAUGAAUUAUUACUACUGGUUUUACGGCCGAGACACGAUUUCUGCAGAUGGUGCGCUACAACCCGUUGCUAGGGGAGGUGUUCACACUCUGGUUGUGCAGUUCUUUGCGCUCAUGAUCGUAUUUGGACCUGGAUUGACAGACGGGCUGAGCGACCUUGUGUUUUUACUUUACUACACCGCUCCGCCAGCUCGUUGGGCGAGUCAAUUUGUUGUGAAGGCCACUUCACUCGCGGCAGCCAUUGGGCGAUGCAUUCAGUGGACUGUGCUCAUAGGCUAUGCGACUUGGCACUGGCCGCUGCUGAUGGAAACGUUGGGGCCGUUGGAAAAGUGGUUCUUCGGAUUGAUCAUUCCUCUAUGGUUUUGGACGGAGUUUACGGAGAUACAAAAGAUAAGAGGAAUGGGCGGCAAAUUUAGAAAUAUGUAUUUGAUGGGUGGACAUUCUUCUAAGAAUGAUUAA
Penicillium verhagenii is the source of this 837-nucleotide messenger RNA. RefSeq lists its product as uncharacterized. The record is from RefSeq and is a predicted model, not a curated record. Lineage: Eukaryota; Fungi; Ascomycota; Eurotiomycetes; Eurotiales; Aspergillaceae. The coding region runs from base 1 to 837 and encodes 278 amino acids. The transcript has a single exon.